AUGGGGGAUAUCAAAAUCGACAGCAAGGCGUUCCACGACCGCCUCUCGCGCUUUACCGGCGCCUGGAAGAAUGACUUGCGCUCCAAGGAUGGCGUCUUCAAUGGCGCCUCGUCCAUCGUCGUGAUGAUGGGCAAGGUGGAGGAAGUCCCGGAGCUGCACAAGAACAACGCCAUGCAUUUUUGGCUUCUUGGCUACGAGUUCCCCACGACGAUGAUGCUGCUGACGGCCGACACGAUCUACAUCCUGACAACGGCAAAGAAAGCGAAGCACCUUGAACAACUGAAAGGCGGCCGGUUUCCCCUCGAGGUCCUCGUUCGAGGCAAGGACGCUGCCGAGAACGAGAAGCUGUUUGUCAAGUUGGCAGAUGCCAUCAAGUCCGCAGGCAACAAAGUCGGUACCAUUGCCAAGGACACCUCCAAGGGCCCCUUCAUCGAGGAGUGGAAGAAAGUCUUUGCAGACCAGUGCAAGGAUGUCGAGGAAGUCGAUAUCUCCCAAGCCCUUUCCCAACAUGCGUUUUCGAUCAAGGACGAGACCGAACUGCGAGCCAUGAGAACCGCUUCCAAGGCUUGCGUUGCCUUGAUGACCCCCUUUUUCCUUGAGGAAAUGUCGGACAUUCUCGAUAAGGAAAAGAAGGUCAAGCAUAGCGCUCUGGCGGAUAAGGUUGACAAAAAACUCGACGAUACCAAGUUUUGGAAGACCGUCGAGCUGCCCAACAAGACCAAACUCCCCGCGGAUCUGGAUCCUGCUCAGCUGGAUUGGGUUCUGGGCCCCCUCGUUCAGAGUGGCGGCAAGUACGAUCUGAAGAUGAACUCGGAGAGCAAUGACGAUGUUCUUCACCCUGGCACCAUUGUCGCAGCCAUGGGCCUGCGCUACAAAUCGUACUGCUCGGCUAUUGCCCGCACAUACCUGGUUGAUCCGAACAAGUCGCAAGAGAGCAACUACAAACUCCUCUACAACGUUCACAAUAUGAUUCUCAAGGAGGUACGCGAUGGCGUCGUCAUCAAGGACGUCUACAGCAAGGCCAUUGGCAUGAUCAAGGCCAAGAAACCCGACCUGGAGAAGCACUUCUUGAAGAACGUGGGCUGGGGCGUUGGUCUGGAGAACAGAGAUCCUACCUUGAUUCUCAACGCCAAGAACUCCCGAACCCUAAAGGAUGGCAUGACGCUUGUCAUCACGACCGGACUCAGCGAUAUCGAGAACCCCCAGCCGCAGGACAAGAACAGCAAGAUCUACUCUCUUGUGAUCACCGACACGAUCCGCGUUACGUCGAGCGAAGCCGUUGUUUUCACUGGUGAGACCCCUAUCGACGCGGACUCGAAUUCCUUUUUCUUCAAGGAUGAGGAAGAGGCUCAACCCACGCCGAAGAAGGAGAAGAAGGACUCCCGAGUUGGUGCUGUUGCUACUAAAAACAUCACUUCUACGAGGUUGAGAUCCGAAAGAUCCACACAGGUUGAUGAGGAUGCGGACAAGAAACGGAGGGAGCAUCAGAAGGAGUUGGCUGGAAAGAAACAGAAGGAAGGUCUCGCGCGGUUUUCCGAGUCAACAAGUGGAAAGAACGGCACCGAAGUGAAGAAGUUCAAGCGCUUUGAUUCGUACAAGCGCGACAACCAAUUCCCUCCCAAGGUUCGGGACCUGCAGAUCGUGGUUGACGCGAGGAACGACACUGUUGUGUUGCCUGUCAUGGGCCGCCCCGUCCCUUUCCACAUCAACACUAUCAAGAACGCCAGUAAGAGCGACGAAGGCGAAUGGUCGUUCCUGCGUGUCAACUUCUUGUCGCCUGGUCAAGGUGUCGGACGCAAGGAUGAUCAGCCGUUUGAGGAUGCCUCAGCGCACUUCGUGAGGAGCUUGACCUUCAGGUCGACAGAUGGCGAUCGAUACCAAGAAAUCGCUACCCAGAUCUCAAACAUGAAGCGAGAUGUGAACAAGAAGGAGCAGGAGAAGAAGGAAUUGGAGGACGUUGUCGAGCAGGACAAGCUCGUCGAGAUAAGAAACCGUCGCCCGGCCGUGCUUGAUAACGUCUUCAUUCGCCCCGCGAUGGAGGGCAAGCGAGUUCCUGGAAAGGUGGAAAUCCACCAGAACGGUAUACGCUACCAAUCGCCCUUGAGCACUCAACAACGAGUCGAUAUUCUUUUCUCGAACGUCCGCCAUCUUUUCUUCCAGCCGUGCCAGCACGAGCUGAUUGUCAUCAUCCACAUUCACCUGAAGGAUCCCAUCAUGGUCGCCAACAAGAAGAAAACAAAGGAUGUCCAAUUCUACCGAGAGGCGACGGACAUCCAAUUCGACGAGACAGGUAACCGCAAGAGGAAGUACCGCUACGGUGACGAGGACGAGUUCGAGCAAGAGCAAGAAGAGCGCCGUCGUCGCGCUGAGCUCGAUCGUCUGUUCCAGGGCUUCGCCCAAAAGAUUGCCGAGGCUGGCAAGAACGAAGGCAUCGAGGUGGAUGUGCCCAUCCGAGACCUUGGCUUCCACGGUGUGCCGUUCCGAAGCAACGUGUUCAUCCAGCCUACCACUGAGUGCUUGAUCCAAGUUGUUGAGCCGCCAUUCAUGGUCAUCACGUUGGAUGACAUUGAAGUUGCUCACUUGGAACGUGUGCAAUUCGGUCUCAAGAACUUUGAUCUUGUCUUCGUUUUCAAAGACUUCACCCGCGCACCAUACCACGUCAAUACGAUUCCCGUCGAGUUCUUAGACCACGUCAAGGAGUUCCUGGACUCGUCAGACAUUGCGUACUCGGAGGGUCCGCUCAACCUGAACUGGCCGACCAUCAUGAAGACGGUCACCGCCGAUACCCAUCAGUUCUUCAUUGACGGUGGUUGGUCGUUCCUCCAGGCCGAGUCUGACGACGAAGGCGGCGAUGAAGAGGACGCCGAGAGUGUCUUUGAGCUCGAUGACGAUGAGCUUGACGAGGCAUCCGAAUCUAGUGAAGAGGACUCCGACUUCGGCUCUAACGUAUCCGAUGAGGAAGACGAUGCCGAAAUGAGCGACGAGGACGAGGGCGAAGACUGGGAUGAGCUCGAGGCCAAGGCCAAGAAGCGUGAUCGCGAGAGCAACCUCGAUGAUGACGAGAGUCGCGGUCGCAAGAAGAGGAAGCACUAA
Messenger RNA from Colletotrichum karsti, 3093 nucleotides. Its product is annotated as transcription elongation complex subunit. Gene Ontology annotation, molecular function: nucleosome binding. Gene Ontology annotation, biological process: transcription elongation by RNA polymerase II; positive regulation of transcription elongation by RNA polymerase II. Gene Ontology annotation, cellular component: FACT complex. Bases 1 to 3093 code for a protein of 1030 amino acids. The record is from RefSeq and is a predicted model, not a curated record. The transcript has 5 exons. NCBI's taxonomy places the organism in Eukaryota, Fungi, Ascomycota, Sordariomycetes, Glomerellales, Glomerellaceae.